This is a messenger RNA of Chlamydomonas reinhardtii, 1648 nucleotides long. RefSeq lists its product as uncharacterized. NCBI's taxonomy places the organism in Eukaryota, Viridiplantae, Chlorophyta, Chlorophyceae, Chlamydomonadales, Chlamydomonadaceae. The coding region runs from base 250 to 1218 and encodes 322 amino acids. The transcript has 10 exons. The record is from RefSeq and is a predicted model, not a curated record.
GCUGUUGUGAACACAUAACCGCUGUGACCGUUACUAGUCGCGAACUUUCCUUCCGCAUAUGGCGAUGUAUGUCACUCCAGAUUUGAGUGUGUUCCAUAUGCAUAUCGUCAUGCAAGUAAUACAUAACUAGCAUUGCUUAGUCCGUCGUGCCGUCAGUCUUCCCCAGUGUCUUCCCCGCCCAAGUCUCCCGCGUUCGUGAACGCCUCCGGAGGUUCUAGGCCCGAGGCGCAGGCACCGGCAGCGCAUAACAUGGCUCACCAAAUAUUCACUCUGGUGGUUCUGCUCACGGUUGGCAGUGCGUGCGCCGCUGCCCGCCGGCUGCAGCAGAGCGGCCCCAUCGAGCAGGUUGACUUCCAGUGGACGGCCAGUGCGCCCAACGGCGUCUCCCUCGCGCCCCUGGCAGAUGGAACGGCUACCACCGCGAAUCCCUUUCCCUUGUGGAACGGCAUCGGCCAGGGCGAAACUGCCGUGCAGGCCGGCCCCUCCGCCUACACGUUCACCCAGAACCCCCACAAAGCGACAUUCGCCCCGAGCCCCGCCACACGCCUGAACGCGCCCUCCACGCUGGACCACGUGAAGCACCUACAGCUCCGCCAGGCCACACGGACACGUGAUGACGCCAAGACUGUCCUGAGCAUUACGAUGGCGUCGCAGACCUUCCUGCCCGCCACUAUUCCGUACACCAUUUAUGGCAACCGUGAGGAUGACAUUCGUCUGGGCUCGUGCGCGGUCAACUUCAUCGACUUUGAGAAGAUGCUUGUGGCUGACAUGUUCCUGACCAACACGGGCGACGAGAACGAACUGCAGGUUAAGUACAUCCGGAGCGCAAACAUCAUGGAGUGGUGGGUUGACGGUGAACUGAAGCUGACGCUUGGCCGCAUCGGCUACAAGCCCCCUUCGGCUCUGGGCAUGGUGGCGGGUCUGGACCUGGGCGGUGUGGAGGAGGAGAUCCGGCUGGACAGCCUGCAGGCCGGAUUCGGUUGUUAUGCCCUGGUGGAUUUUGCUGACCCCACCGGCCGCGGCCGAGAGGGCUUUUUGAACCUGAACCCCACCGCCAGCGGCCAGCAGAAGGACGAGGUCUACUUCGUGCCCAAGACGUUCCAGGUGGACACUCGGAAAAACGUGAGCGCCAUUUCUGACCCCUCGUGGCGCCUGUUCGGCCAGGGCACCAGCAUGUCCGUCUCCGCCAUCAAGGUUGCGUAUGAGCUGUCUGCCUAAGGACCCAGAUUAGACAAUGGCAGCAUGACACAGUGGCUAGGGUCUGCGAUUGAAGCCACUGGGCAUCUCAUGCAAGGGCGCUGGUGAGAGCACCGGCAGCCAGUUGCCGUACACGGCAAGCCAGGGCCCAGCCAGGGGCACUUGACUGGGAGGUGCGGUGUUGAGCGGUGUUAUCCUUGAAGCAAAAGGACUAUAGCUAGCAGAAUCAUUUCCGCAACACGGCACUACAUGCGGCAUGAGUAAUGCGUAAUGCAUCCAAAUGAAGCGCACAUGCAACGGGCGCAGCCCCUGCCUUUCUGAAUUGUAUGGCAGCUUCGGGACUGCAGUGUGUGCAGUCCGUAAGAAAUGAUGUUUGCGCGUGGAUGUGCCUUCUGCCGUACGGGACCUCUUCCAGAACUUCGUUCGCAGUGACGGGAGUCAUUUGUUUAGG